Molecule: messenger RNA, 1083 nt
Organism: Anoplopoma fimbria (sablefish)
Lineage: Eukaryota; Metazoa; Chordata; Actinopteri; Perciformes; Anoplopomatidae
Gene: arr3b
Product: arrestin 3b, retinal (X-arrestin)
Exons: 13
Biological process (GO): G protein-coupled receptor internalization; visual perception; signal transduction
Molecular function (GO): G protein-coupled receptor binding
Source: RefSeq, a predicted model, not a curated record
UUCAGGGUAUUUAAGAAGACCAGCGGCAACGGACAUAUUACCCUGUACUUGGGGAGGAGAGACUUUGUGGACAAUGUGGAUUCAGUGGAAGUAGUUGACGGUGUUAUUAAAGUAGACCCCUCUGGUCUUGAGGGCAGAAAAGUAUUUGUCUACCUUGCUUGUGCCUUCCGCUAUGGAAGCGACGACUUGGAUGUCAUCGGGCUGUCCUUCAGGAGAGACAUCUGGAUACAGCGCAUUCAGGUGUAUCCACCUACGGGUGAUAACGGAACCAGAACACCAAUGCAGGAAUCCCUCAUGAAGAAAGUUGGAGAGCAAGGAUGUCCCUUUUCAUUCCAGAUGCCAGCAAAUCUCCCAUGCUCAGUCUCCCUACAGCCUGCGCCAAAUGAUACUGGCAAGGCUUGUGGAGUGGACUUUGAGGUUAAAGGAUACAUUGCCAACGCAGCAAACAAUGCAGAUGAAGUCAUUGAGAAGAAGGACACGUGUCGCCUGAUGGUACGCAAAAUACAAUUUGCACCAGCUACCAACAAGUCUGGACCCAAGGCUGAUAUUGCCAAGCAGUUUAUGAUGAGUGACAAACCUGUUAACUUGGAAGCAUCCCUUGAAAAAGAGACUUACUACCAUGGAGAUCCAAUCACAGUCAUGGUUAAAGUCAACAAUGAAACCACCAAAAUUGUGAAGAAAAUCCAAAUUUCAGUUGAGCAGCUAACAAACGUGGUGCUCUACUCAUCCGACACAUACUCCAAGCCAGUCUGCUCCGAGGAGUUUGGGGAGACAAUUAACGCCAACUCUACAUUCGAGAAGUCCUUCCAAAUAACCCCCCUGCUGGCCAACAACAAAGAGAAGCGAGGUCUUUCAGUGGACGGACGGCUAAAAGACGAGGACACCCACCUAGCAUCCACUACCCUGAGUCAAGGAGAAAAGGAGAUGCAGGGAAUCAUCAUCGCCUAUAAAGUCAAGGUCAAUCUAGUGAUGGGUGGCGGAGGCCUGCUGGGUGGCUUAACAGGAAGCGAUGUCACUGUGGAGCUUCCUCUGACUCUGAUGUCCCCAAAACCUGCAGGUGAGGGCAGUCUUUUUUGCAUAUAA